Danio aesculapii is the source of this 1127-nucleotide messenger RNA. It is a transcript of the gene ndufaf6, whose product is annotated as NADH:ubiquinone oxidoreductase complex assembly factor 6. Gene Ontology annotation, biological process: mitochondrial respiratory chain complex I assembly; biosynthetic process. The transcript is spliced from 9 exons. Lineage: Eukaryota; Metazoa; Chordata; Actinopteri; Cypriniformes; Danionidae. The record is from RefSeq and is a predicted model, not a curated record. Gene Ontology annotation, cellular component: mitochondrion. Bases 74 to 1048 code for a protein of 324 amino acids.
ACGGAGGAGCUGUAAUUUGACGCACACGGGAGAGGAGGUACAGCUCAAGGAUACUGGAUGCGUGAUAUUUGCUAUGGCAUCCAGCAUCAACAUAAAGAAUGGAUUCUUUACCACCAAAAAGUCGCUCCAUGUAAAUAUUCCCAAUCCCCGUUGUCUACAGAGGCAAACAGAGAUCAAAUGCACAAGAGCUGUAACAAACUCGACACGACAGCACAAUGAACAGUACUGCAUUGACAUAGUAAGGAAGAAAGACUAUGAGGGAUUUUUGUGUUCACUGCUUCUUCCUGAAGCUGCUCGUCGCUCUGCACUGGCACUGAGGGCAUUCAAUGUAGAACUGGCACAGAUCAAAGACUCAGUUUCUCACAAAACCAUUGGUUUAAUGCGAAUGCAGUUCUGGAAGAGUGCCGUGGAGGAUAUUUACAGAGAUGACCCUCCAGCACAGCCUGUCAGUGCAGAACUGUGGAGGGCGGUAAGGAAACACACAUUGACAAGGAGGUGGAUGUUGAGAAUUGUAUCUGAAAGAGAAAAAGACAUGGAGGACAGAGCAUACCGGAACCUUCAGGAUCUGGAGGCCUAUGGAGAAAACACACAGUCCUCUCUGCUUUACCUGCUCCUGGAAACACUCGGUGUGAAAAACGUUCAUGCAGAUCACGCCGCGAGCCACAUUGGCAAAGCCCAGGGCAUCUUGACCUGUCUGCGGGCGACCCCAUUUAACAGCAGCAGACGGAAGGUCUACCUGCCCAUGGACAUCUGCAUGCUGCACGGAGCGUCUCAAGAGGACUUUAUCCGUGGCAGCAGGGACCAGAACGCCAGGGAUGUGGUUUAUGACAUUGCCAGCCAAGCCCAUGUCCAUCUCCAACACGCUAGAUCCUUCACCGAGAGCGUUCCACAUUCAGCCAUGCCUGCUUUCCUACAAACGGUUGUUUUGGAGGACUACCUGCAGAGAGUGAGGAAAGUCGAUUUCGACGUGUUUCACCCCAGCCUACAGAAGAGGAAUCCAACGCUGCCCCUUCAGCUGUAUUUACGGUCAUGGAGGAAGAUCUAUUGAUCAUCUGCUUUUUAAGAUGAGCUCCUUGUCAAACGAAACAAGCACUUGCAAUAAAUCAUCAAGCUACUGUUGACAGUUA